UCAAACUGUGCUUUUCGUUUAGUAUUUUCUAUAAAGAUUCACAACUUAGAAGCCUCGAUAAAGUGAUGAAGUGAGAUUGCUGUUCAGAAAUACUCGUGUUCUUUUUAGGAAUAGCUGCAUCCGGAGGAGUUGGAAUUGGGAUCGUCCUUAUUUUAAUGCUUUCCUUCAGGAAGAAACCAAUUAUCAGAAAAAUUAUGGCUUUGAUAAAUCUGAGGACCUAAUAGAAUUUGAUGUUUCUAUCUUUCUGCAACAGUUUGCUAGUUAUCAAUUGGGUGUUCAUGAUUGAAGAAGCUUGAACAUGAGCAGCCCACUUGAUUUUUUUCAUUGGAACGACUUCUAAUCAAGCCUAUGGGUCCGCUUAGAAGCCAAAGGAGUUGAGACAUGUCCGGAGUAUACUGCCCAUUCAAUACGCAGAAAGUUUUAUGUGUCUCCACCUCUGAUACCACAUAGUUGAUCAUUCUGCAGAGUGUUUGCUACUUCUAAACCAGCUAUUUUUUUUUCUGUCUUCCUGUUCAUCCCCUGAUAGCUCUAGAAUUCAGGCCUUUAGCUAAUGUCUAUACUUGUUAGUCAAUCAGGCACAGAUCCAUUUGCAUGUGUAUGCAAUUUCUCUGGUAAGAUGUCACUAAUUGAUCCAAGAAAGUUCAAGAAAAAAAUCAAGCCAAACUGGUGAAUUUGUAAUCUUUUCACUCGAUCGUGGUGUUUUUUCUUUCUUGAAACUGAACAAUCUAUUACCUCAUGAUGUGCCCGGACUUUAUAUAUCUCAGACACUUUGAAGUUAUCAGUUUGCAAUUCGUUGACACAUUUUCCAUUCUUGAUGACUACUGUCUCAGGAAAACAAAAUAUUGGACUGAAAAUCGGAAUAGGAAUGGCUGCAGCAGGAGCUGGAAUUGGGAUUGCCCUUAUUUUAAUGCUUUCCUUCAGGAAGAAGCCAGUGAUCAGAAUGAUUAUGGCUUUGAUUAAGCAUAGGAGCGAACAUUUCGAUGGCGAAAUGAAAAUUGAGGGACUCGUCUCUUCGAGAAGAUACACCUACAAAGACAUCAAGAGGAUGACUAACUCUUUUGAAGAAAAGCUCGGCCAGGGAGGCUAUGGCUGCGUGUACAAAGGCAAGGUUCAAGAUGGUCAACUUGUGGCGGUGAAGCUUCUGAAGAAACUGAAAGGCGAUGCCAAAGAAUUUUUCAAUGAAGUCGCGAGCAUAAGCAGGACUUCUCAUGUCAAUGUUGUAAGCCUCCUGGGGUUCUGUUUUGAAGGAAGCAAAAGAGCUUUGGUUUAUGAGUUCAUGCCCAAUGGAUCGCUUGAAAAAUUUAUAUUCAAUAGGAGUAACACUUCGGAGGUAGAUCAACAAUUGAGUUGGGACAUAUUGUACCAGAUUUCGCUCGGCAUUGCUCACGGGCUAGAGUACUUGCAUAGAGGUUGCAAAACGAGGAUUUUGCACUUUGACAUAAAGCCCCACAACAUUCUCCUCGACGAAAACUAUUGUCCCAAGAUUUCCGAUUUUGGUCUUGCCAAAAUAUGUCCAAGACAAGAGAGCAUCGUGUCGAUGUUAGGUGCCCGGGGCACCCCUGGAUACAUUGCUCCGGAGUUGAUCAUAAGGAAUAUCGGAGGGGUUUCUCAUAAAUCAGAUGUCUAUAGUUAUGGUAUGAUGGUUCUAGAGAUGGUCAGCAGGAGGAAAAACAUUGAAGUCACUGUGGAUCAUACGAGCGAAAUAUACUACCCUCAUUGGGUCCACCGACGACUAGAGCUCGGAGAAGAGCUUGGGCUGCAUGGGAUCACAAAUGAGGAGGACAAAGGAAUCGCGAAGAAGAUGAUUGUAAUAAGCUUAUGGUGCAUUCAGAUUGAUCCAAGAGCUCGACCAUCUAUGACCCAAGUUGUGGAGAUGCUAAAAGGAAGUGUUGAGGCCUUGCAAAUUCCUCCCAAACCGACCCUAUCAUCUCCCUCAAGAUCACUCGCGGCUUGUCCAUGUGAAAGUUCGUCUUUGCAAGAGAGUAAUGACUUGAAUUUGGGUUUUUCAAUAUCAAUUAUAUCGGAGCGACAUAGUUUGUAAUAGAGUAUUU
Molecule: messenger RNA, 2051 nt
Organism: Syzygium oleosum
Lineage: Eukaryota; Viridiplantae; Streptophyta; Magnoliopsida; Myrtales; Myrtaceae
Product: PR5-like receptor kinase
Exons: 2
Coding region: 815-2041 (408 amino acids)
Biological process (GO): protein phosphorylation
Molecular function (GO): ATP binding; protein kinase activity
Source: RefSeq, a predicted model, not a curated record